Molecule: messenger RNA, 2139 nt
Organism: Postia placenta MAD-698-R-SB12
Lineage: Eukaryota; Fungi; Basidiomycota; Agaricomycetes; Polyporales; Adustoporiaceae
Exons: 6
Coding region: 1-1851 (616 amino acids)
Biological process (GO): actin cytoskeleton organization
Molecular function (GO): small GTPase binding; actin binding
Source: RefSeq, a predicted model, not a curated record
AUGAAUUUGAAAAGUCUUCUGCCUUCUCGGCGGGUGCCUUCGGCAACCUUUCAGAUGGUUACGGGUCCCGACGAGUCUGUUCCGAAUGGCAAAGAGAAUCAGCCUUCGCCCGCAGGGGAUGCAAAUACCAAGCCUUCGCGCAUUGACAAGGGCAAGAAACGUAAGGGAAAAGAGCAGCCUACGGACGAGUACCCUACCGGGCAAGAUUUCGAGGCGCUGCUGAAUGAGCUCCAAAUUCCCGGUAAUAUGCGCGACAGAUUAGCUACUAUGGAUCCGACAGUCAAGGCAGCCUUCAUCAAGUCUGCAAAAGAAAAGCAAAACGUCUCCAAGCCUAGUGUGGGUCCUCUUACGCUACGGGGCCUUCGUAGGGCCCGCAGUAUCGACUCCAUCGAGAUGCCUCGGGAGUCCGAGGGGUAUGCUCUGCAGGGUACCAACAAUUCGAAUGACUCCUACGGACCCCCACAUGCGCUUACUCAUGAUCGUGGCGUCUCUGUCGAUGCUGCCCGACGUCCAGCUGUUCCUGCAAUGGAAACGAAAGCCGUGAAGAAGCUGCCAAAGGACAAGCGUGGAAAAAUUACCGCGAACACGCCAGAAGAGUGGUGCACUCUGCUGGUUAAUGUAUCGACAGUCACUCUUGAAGUUGAAGCCAUAAAGAAGUUACUGAUCCUUCUGCGGAAUGAGCCUACUAGCUGGACACAGACGUUCCUUCAAAACGGUGGUUACGCUGCACUGCUCUCUAGGCUGCAAGAGAUAUUGAACGUUGAGUGGCGAGAGGAACAGCACGACGACCAGAUGCUUCACGAACUUCUGCGUUGUUUCAAGGCGCUCUCGACGUCUGAAGUUGGCUGUACUGCACUCCGCAGCUAUUGUCCUACCCCGUACGCGCAAUUGGUUACAUUGCUGUACUCAGACAAGCGACCGGGCGAUGUGGCAUCCCGCCAUCUGAUUCUUGAAUUGCUCCUUGUGCUUUUCGAACUGUACCCACCGUCAGCGCUGCCAUUCGUAGGCGGCGGCGCGUCUCAGGCUAUCUCCUACGGGCAUGCACGAACCCUGUCCGCGCCUUGGGAGGCCAGUACCAGCAUGGCAGUGACGAGCAACCUCAUCAGACUUCCGGCGCCGCACAUGUCGCUCUUCUCCUUCAUCAAGUCGCUGCUGCUUACACCUGCCCCCCCUCCUGCUGAGCAGACCAGCCCUACAAUCGAGCCGCACGAGUUCAUCGAGAACCUCCAUCUUCCCAGAAUUUACAAGGCUUACCUUGAGGAGCUCAGCAACGUAUGCCGGGACUAUUUCUGGGUGUUCUGCCACGGGAAGAACACGAUCUGGGCUCUUGACCAGGUUGAUGAGGGGAUGGUUCAGCAGCCUCGGGCACCGGGCGGCAUGACCGGAGGUGUAGAGUUUGAGGCUAUGACGUACAUGACGUCGCACUUCAAGUUCCUGAAUGCCCUUGCUGAGGCAGCUGAGAGUCAGCGACUACCACCUAAUGACAGUCACUCGGCAGUACGAUUCCACACGGACAUGUUCCUGUCGGGUAUUGAGCGUAUCAUCGUGAUGGCUCGGAAGGCUUCUACUGCAUACUAUCCCACGCUACACCUUGAACUCGCGCGAUACGUUGCUGCUGCGAGCCGCUCAGGCUUCGAACUCCCUUGGGCUACAUCUCGGCUCAUUGGCGCACCACCACCGAACAUGUGUAAGCAGAUACCGACACUAGUGGGAAGGCCCUCGCGACCACAGACCCCAAGCAACGUCCGUAGUGGGUCCGCCUCGGUGCCGAGUUCACCAACUAAAAGGAGCACAACUCCUGCUGCGCACCCCGUGCCAGGUGCGCGCAAGGUGACGCCGAUGUUCGGUUAAACUUCAGCUUCAUGCACAAUAACGACGAAACGACGCCUCGGGGAUGACUCGGGUAUAGAUAGACGAAGGCCGUCGAGAGGUUCGACGCGCUAUCUAUGAGUUAUGGAAUUACGAAACGGUUCUAUAUUGUGAUAUGUAUCUUCUGCUGUCUACUAGCUUGUGUACUGCUGAUUUUGCAGGCUGCUGUCUUUUUACCUUGACUCGCGGUCGGCUAUGCAUAGCUAUUAUCGUCUAAGCGUUCUCGUGUACUUGUACUAAUUGUUGGGAAUGUAAUCGCAUGCUGAUUGC